GACGCCGAUGCUUGACUGGGCUGCAGGGGGCAUCCUCAACCGCACGAGGAAAAUCCAGCCAAUGCCCGUCCUCUUCUCACACACGCCAUAGCGUAGAGAAGAGAAAGAGAGUGUGUGUGUGUAGAGAGAGAGAGAGGAGUUCUGGUCUUCCCUGCUUCCACAUCCAUCAAGUCUCAACCACUGGAGUCAGAGGGGAGGAAAUCACAAGAGGCCGUGCGCGCGCGCUGCUGCUACUCCUCCUCGGUCUUCGCGUGGUUUUGCGGGGAUUUGACGCGAUCACGGGCAGACGGAUGUGCCGACAAAAGCGCCUGCCUUAAAGUUGGAUACCGAAAACGAAAGGUUUACUCCUACCUAGUUACCUUAACGAGGAGCGGGGAGACGAGAGCGCGAGCCCCGUGUUUUGCUGCGUUCGGAGCACCAUGAAGCUCCCGUGCUGGAUGGCGCUCGCGCUGCUGCUGCUGGCGCAGACUGCACUGGCAUCCCGACCAAGCGACGAUGAGGGCUCCGGAGAUGAAUUUCCCGACGAUGAGGACUUCUACUCCGGAUCUGGCUCUGGCUUUCCAGAUAUAAACGUUCGUCCGACUGCAGCAGGUGUGGCUGUCACUACGGAGGAGCCCCUCCCACUUUCUACCACACAGGCCACUGGCCCCGCCCCCUCGGCCUCCCCCGCCGCAGAGCCGAGUAGCCCACCUCCACCUGAGGUGGAGCGCGAGAGCGGCUUGGGUCAAGAUGUACUAGACAGAGACAGCAAAGUGGAGACUGAGAUUGAGGAGGAGGAAAUGAGGACGACGAAGGAGCCGGAUAGAGAACGAGAAUCCGAGAUGGUAAUAAGGUUGGAUGCUGACAAAGAGCGGGGACAAGAGACGACGAAAGCUACGGUUGCACCCCGGCUGACUGACGUUCCUGUAGUGUUCAUGGACUCAUCCACCGCUCCGGAUGAGACUACAGUGGAGGACGACGAUCUGUUCAUUACUACGGAAAUGAUGUUUGAGCUGUCCAGCACACCAGAGACGACGACAGAAGAAGACAUCAUCACAACCACCGAGGUUAUUCCCACCACCGUUUCGUCCACCACUGCUAAGCCGCCAAGACCACGUCCUGCCCUGACCACUCCAAGCUCCGCCCCCGUACGACCCCGGCAACCGCAGACCACCCCGAGUAGAGCCGCCCUGCCGGAGAGCAGCACUCGCUCGCUGAUGAGCUCCACAACACAGACACAAACACCAGAUGAAACUGUAAAUAAUGAAGUUGCAGGACCAGGUCCAAGUGGUGAUUUUGAAAUCCACGAGAAUGAAGUUCACCAAGGCAACGAGGUCGGCCGAGGCAGAAAGGCUGGAGAUGCAGAUCUGACUGGAAACACAGUAGAUGCUGCGGGAAGCUCCGCCGCUCAACUUCCACAGAAGAACAUCCUCGAGAGGAAGGAAGUUUUGAUAGCGGUGAUUGUCGGAGGUGUAGUUGGAGCACUCUUCGCUGCGUUCCUUGUAAUGUUACUCGUCUACCGGAUGAAAAAGAAAGAUGAAGGCAGCUACACAUUAGAGGAGCCUAAACAAGCCACCGUCACCUACCAGAAACCGGACAAGCAGGAAGAAUUCUACGCCUAACAUCCAUACAUUCACCCUCCUCCAUCUCUCCAACCUUGUCCCGUCUCUGUCUGACCCCACCUCCUUUCUUUUCAUCUCGCCCCUUUUCCUUUGAUCCCUUUCUUCCCUCGUUUCCCCAUGAGAGUGCCUCUCAUUCCACGGACUCGGAACUUUCUUUUCCAAAAAAAAAAAAAAAAAAAAACUGAAAAAGAUCAAUGUAGAAACAAAUGGAAUUGGUUGUGGGAGGGGCUUGGGUUAGGGGUGGGGUCAGUGAGGGCGGGGCUUGAGUCUACACAUACACAGAGAAGAAAAAAACUUUUUUAAGAACAUGUUAUUAUUGAUAUGUUUAGGAUUGUUGUUCUAUGGAAUUAUGACCUGAAUCUUUUUUUUUGUAAAGACACUCCGUUUCAGAUGUGUUUCCUGCACAAUAUUACUCUCAGACUGAAAACAUGGGAGCUAAAAAAAAAAAAAAACAGCAUGAUAAAAUUGAGGGAGAGGAAAAGAACACAGUUGGGGUCAUGGAGGGAUUGUGCAAGUCAGACAAGAGGGAGAAAAAGGAGCUGAAAUAAGAGUUGCAUGGCAGAAGUAGAGUCCGUACUCGAAAUGCUCUUCUGUCACCAAGGUCAGUGAUCCAGCGUUGUGUGGUGCCUUCCAUUACCCAGGUGCUAGAAACGGAGCUCGAGCAGAGCGAGUAUGUGUGUGUGUGCUUGCGCAUAUAUGUGCGAUUGUAUGUCAAAGGUGCCCUUGUGACCCCAGCCUAGACGCACGCGCACGCGCGCAGGCGCACACACGCAGCACGACUCCCUCUGCUGGCGAGAGCACGUAUCGGCACGGCGGUACUGUCCGUUUGGAGCAGAGAGCCCGAAACAUGUACACAGCACACUACAAACUCCUAAGGUUUGCUGUGAGGGAGCGCAUGCAUAGAAUCAGAGGACUAGCCUCUCCUCUGCUCUGUAUAAAAACUUUAGUAAUCAUUAGUAAUAAUCAAUAAUAUAUCAGCAGCUCUGAAUGGAAGGAAAUUGGUGAUCAUAAUAUUCGUAGUGAAGGAUAUUAUCUAUUUAGCUGUGCAGUAAGGUUUUAUCGGUGUAAAUAUCAAUUCAACUUUUUUUGUUUGUCAUGCUUUUAACCAUGCUAUUGUAGUAAAAAAUAAACAUGCACACAUCCACCUGGACAUCAUUUAAAAA
Molecule: messenger RNA, 2764 nt
Organism: Megalobrama amblycephala (Wuchang bream)
Lineage: Eukaryota; Metazoa; Chordata; Actinopteri; Cypriniformes; Xenocyprididae
Gene: sdc3
Product: syndecan 3
Exons: 5
Coding region: 420-1601 (393 amino acids)
Biological process (GO): cell migration
Cellular component (GO): membrane; cell surface
Source: RefSeq, a predicted model, not a curated record